AUGAUGUCAUCAGAUUUGGAAAUUGAUUAUACAAGUAAGUGGUAUUACAUUAACAACAUGUAUUUUAUCCUACAAAAUGAUAAAAUUUAUAGAUCAUCUUCAAUACCACAAGGUCAAUUUGAACAAAUUUUUCAAGCUGAUGGAGACAUUGAAGCUUUAUGUUAUGGAUCAAAUGUUUGUGUUCUCGUUUCAGGUGAAAUGGUCUAUUCAUAUCCUGUAAGUUAUAACAGACAGAUUUAUUUAUCACAGGAUUUAUCAAAUUGGGAAUUGGUUUAUUCAUUCACUCCAAAACUUACUCGAAAUUAUAGAUUUACAAAUUUAUUUUAUAUUGAUGGGUAUUUCAUUGCUUUAGGAUGUGGUGAUUUAGUAAAUAUCAGUAGUGAUGGAAGAAACUGGUCUGAAAUCACAAAAUUUCAAGAUGUUAGAAAAGCAAUUUUCAAAAAUAAUACGUUAAUAUUGAUAACAAGACCAGUUUUAAAUACUCACCCAGUUUCAAUAUUAUAUAAUAAAUUCAAUAUUCAUAAUGGAUUAAAUACAAUUCUUGAGAUGAUUUACCCCAUUGGUUCAAUAUAUACAUCAAUGAAUUCAACAAAUCCAGAAACGGUUUUAGGUUUUGGUACUUGGGAACAGAUUGUAGAUAAAUUCUUAUACUGUGCUAGAUAUUCAAAGCAAACGGGAGGUUCGAAGAAAAUUAAAGAAGCAAACCUUCCACCGCACACUCAUACAGGAACUACAAACACAACAGGUAGUCAUUCACAUUCAAUAACAAAAAGAGGUUAUAGAAAUCUUGCAGCAGGUUCGGAUAGACAGGGAAUGGAUAGAUAUGAUAUUUCAAGUGACUCAGUAGAUUCAAGCACAGGUAUUUUCUGUGGAACCACAGGUAAUCAUUAA
This is a messenger RNA of Trichomonas vaginalis G3, 891 nucleotides long. RefSeq names its product keratin-associated protein family. The transcript has a single exon. Lineage: Eukaryota; Parabasalia; Trichomonadida; Trichomonadidae. The coding region runs from base 1 to 891 and encodes 296 amino acids. The record is from RefSeq and is a predicted model, not a curated record.